Molecule: messenger RNA, 1037 nt
Organism: Brassica napus (rape)
Lineage: Eukaryota; Viridiplantae; Streptophyta; Magnoliopsida; Brassicales; Brassicaceae
Exons: 4
Coding region: 295-771 (158 amino acids)
Source: RefSeq, a predicted model, not a curated record
GAUUGGCGGGUGAUGAUACUCUCUCUCCGGUGAAGAAUCUGAUGAGGAGGAGAACGCGUGAGGAAGACGAAGAGGAGGACGAGUCAAUUAUUAUUAGAGGAGACGCACUUAAUGGAAGAAGAAAGCUAGAUUAGGUUCUGACUAGUCACCAAACACCAACUUGCUCUUUAAUGGGCUUUAUUAAGCCCAUUUAAUAGUAUUAAGCCCAAUGUAACUUUUCGAAAUUUGAAUUUGACAGUAAGUCUCUUUAUAUUUCGCUCAGCGCUAAACCAACAAGCAAGAGAGACGGAGGAGAUGAAGGGAGGAGGAGAGAAGAAGAUGACUCUAGAAGAGUACGUUGAUUACUUCAACUCUGGAAAGUCCAUCGACUUCACUUGCUCAUACCUCAAUCAGAUCCUUCAUCUGCACGGUUUCCGAAAGCUUCACCAUUCGACUAAGAAAACUGUUGGCGAAGCCGUAGACGCAGUGGAGCUGCUAGAUCUCUCUCGCUCGACUCUGAAUCAAACCACACUCUCCUCAUCGUCAGCUUCCCUGACUCUCGAUCAAGUGAUAAGCGAUAUCGAAGCUCUCAAAUUGCAGGAAUGCUGUAUCACCUCUCUCCAGAUCAUCAGUUCAGAUGAUAGUAGUACUCGAGCAGUGGCCAAUCCGAAAGAGCGAUCGAACAAGAGAAAGAAGCAAGGAAACGAAAAGAAGAUGAUGAAGAAGAAGAGGAAUGUUAAGAGCAUCAGAUCUGUGAAUGAAGCAGCAGCUGAAACCUCAUGCUCGUCCUAAACCACUCUCUGGAUGCUAAAAUCUGCCGUUUACUUGUCGCGCAGUAUGAAUUUAACAAUUGUCGACCUGAGAUAGAGGUAUAUGUAUGAAGAGAAUUAUGAUUUCGUUUUACCUACUGUGUUAGACUUACAUGUUUAGUCGUAGACCAAUUGGGGCAUCAAUAUUGAAUUCUGGGUGGUACGGAUUUAUUUUUUGUAUUAUGAGUAUCUGCCCGACGACAUCUGCACAAUGAUUAUGAGUUAGAAUAAACAUCCAUAUUUGUUUAA